GGUGGUGAUGGCGCUGGUGCUGGUGGUGGUGUGUUGCCCGGCAGUGGGACAGGAAGUGAUGGAGAGCUGAUGCAGAACUACAUGCGAGCGCUAGAGGUGCUCUCCACGUCCGAGGUGGCCGAGGAGCAACAGGCGGCACAAGAGUAUAUGCUGGCGUGUCAGGCUUCGGCCGAUGGAUGGUCGCUGGCAGUGGAGCUGCUUCAGCUGGGCGACGAGGUGUGGGGCUUUCUCGGCGCCAAGAUGCUCGCCUCCAAGAUCGUCAACGAGUGGCUAGGUCUGGAGCCGGAUGCGCGAGCGCAGCUGCAGGGCAUGCUGUUCCAGCUCAUUCGCAAGUUUGACGCUGGUCCGCUCAACGUCCUCACUCGGCUCUGUAUCGCCUUUGCCGGGCUCCUACUCCGCGAGCUCGACGGAUUCGAGGGUGUGGUGGUGUAUCUGAUAGGCGAGCUGGACGACACUCCGACGUCGCUCGUCCAGAUCCUCACAAUUCUGCCGGAGGAGUUCCAGCGAGCCAAUGUGCGAAAGGCGGUGCGGAGCAAGCUCCGUCACGAGCUACUCUCGGCAGCACCGCAGCGCAAAGUCCUCUACUGCCUCCACGCCUGGAUCGAGUACGACCUUCCACACGAGCUCGUUCUGCACUCGGCGAUGCUGCAGCACGCAUUUGCAGCGCUGACCAUGCCGGAGCUGUUUGCCGUGGCCGUCGACGUUGUUGAGCUUGUGCUCUCACUGCCGCUAGCCAAGGCCUUUCGCGCCGAGCUGUCAGGCAUGGCCUCGGCGGUGGCGAAUCUCCGCGAUCAGGUUCUGGCCGCCCACCAGAGCGGCGAGUGGGAGCAUGUCAAGGGCGUGGGCCGGCUGGCGGCCGCUCUCUGUGACAGCGAGCUCCCGUGGCUCCUCGAGUGCGAGCUGAAGACGGCGGGCGUGCUGUAUGACAUCCUCAUGGUGUGCGUGGCGACGCCAAAGCGGUCAGCGCUGGAGCUCUCCAUCCAGGCGUGGUCAGAUCUUGCGCACGAGCUAGUCAAGCUGGAGAGCGAUCCAGGUCGGCGGCUGUCGUCGGCGGCGCCGGCGGCUCUCCAAGCCUUUGUGCCGGUCUUUGCCCAGCUUCUGGAGCAUGCCUUUUCGCGGGCGCGGCUCUCGCUUGACUGGGAGCGGCUCGACUCAUUUGACACACACUACUGGCAGCUUGUGCGUCGUGAUUGCGCCGAGCUCUUUGAGUCAUGCGCCGAGCUGCUGGGUCCUGUCGAGUACUUUACCGGGGCGCUGGCGUACCUGCGGGCGCGGAUCGCCGACGCUCAACACGACACCACUAAUACGACCUGGCGCGAGGUCGAAACCGCCCUGUUUGCCAUUCGAGUGGCGUCCGACUACCUUCCGGUCGAUCCGGGCGAGGACGAGUACGAGGACGUGACGCGGACGGCGACUUCGGGCAGUCUGCGGCGGCUCUCGCUGGCGUCGCAGGCCGAGGCCGCCAAGAUGGCACUAGAGAACUCGGCGUUCUCGCGAGGGCGGUCGGCGUCAGAGCCCGGGCUCUUGCCGUCCGGGCCCGGGGCGACGGGCGGCUUUUCGGCGCCCAGCUACCUUGCGGCGGUGUUGAACGAGUUUGGGGCGCUCCCGUCACACGUCCGAGUCGCCAAGUCAGCCAUCAAGCUUGUGGGUGCGUUUGCUGGGCGGUUUGGCGGCCUCGCGCCGACCGCGAUGGCGCUCAUCUUGCCGGGCUUUGACGAGCCGGGCCUCUGUACGACGACGGCGUCAUGCCUCCGCGAGCUCUGCUCGUCGUCGGCUGACAACCUAGUGCCUAUUCUGGGCAACAUGGUGUCGUCACUGACGAGGGCCAUGGACAAGCUUCCGCUGCGGCCGCAGCUGCUUGCGCUAGAGGCUCUCGGCUACGUCAUUGCCAAGGCCGAGCCUGGCGAGGCACUGGGUGCACUGGAGGUCCUCGCGCUGCCGCUGAUCGAAGCGCUCGAGGCCGAGCUGGAGCACGGUAAUGUCGAGGCCGCGCAUGUCCUCACCUCGCUCACGGCUACGCUGUCGCUGCUGACGGCAGCGUGCCGAUUUGUGGAUAUCCGGAGCGCGGUGCCCGGGCGGUCGACGCCGCUGCUUUGCGUGGUCGAGCGAGCAUGGCCGGCCAUCGAGGCCGUAGCCACGGUAGCUCAUCGCGACGAGGAGCUGGUAGUGGCGCUUACCCAGUUUUGCGGCAACGUGCUCCGCGCCUCGUCCAAGGCCUUUGCGCCGCAUCUCGACGUCAUGCUCUCGCUGAUGACGUCGACGUACAUCGUGCAGCCUGCGGCGCCGCUGCUCAAUGUCAUCGAGACCGCAGUCGCCAUCCACAAGUCGACAGACGCGCUGCGAGCCGUCCUGCCGGGCACGAUCGACGGGGUUGUGACCCAGACGCUGGCGCACUUUUCGGCUUCAGACUCUGCCAUCAGCGCAGCGCCCGACCUGGUCUACGGCUUCUUCUCGCUCCUCACCGCAGUGCUGCGGCACGAGCCUGCGGCGGUGGUGGCAUCGGACUCUCUCAACCACCUGUUUCUCACUGGCAUGCGUGCGCUGUCGUCGCAGGAGAAAACAGCGAUCUCGUCGGUUCUCCGCUUCUUUGACAUGUUCUUCUCGCAAGAAGUGGGCGGCGCAACCGCAGCCGUCGCCAAUGCGGCCAUGCAAGACGCGUUUGCCAGCUACGGCGAGCCGCUGGUCCGGUUUGCCAUAGAGGCCUUUGCGGGCGGCCUGCCACGGUCGCUCGACACCAAGGUCGCCGACUUUCUCUUUGCCAUCUCGUUCCGCUUCCCGUACGAGGUCAACUCCCUGCUCCAGCAGCUGUUUGGCUCUGCCGCCGACUACCCUCAGGACAAGUUCCUCAAGGCGCUGAUGGCGGCGCGGGUCCGAGGCCGGUUCCGUCGCGCUGUCAAAGACUUUUCGCUGCAGUGGCGCGGGCUCUCGAACACGCCGUAUGGCGCCUCGCUGCAUGGCUCGGGCUUGCUGGGCAUGUGA
This is a messenger RNA of Thecamonas trahens ATCC 50062, 2979 nucleotides long. Its product is annotated as importin-13. The record is from RefSeq and is a predicted model, not a curated record. The transcript is spliced from 3 exons. Gene Ontology annotation, biological process: protein import into nucleus. Bases 70 to 2979 code for a protein of 969 amino acids. NCBI's taxonomy places the organism in Eukaryota, Apusomonadida, Apusomonadidae. Gene Ontology annotation, cellular component: cytoplasm; nuclear membrane.